AUGGAUGAUGCAGUCGCGCUGCUCGACAGCCCAAAGAAAGUGUCCCUGCAAUCUCAAGCAGACACACUGCGCGUCGAGUUGAAAGAAUAUGAACGGGACUUCGCCGCAGAACACAAUGGGCGCAAACCCAGCAGGGACGAAAUCAAAGCCAAUCAGAGUAUCGCGGGCAAGUAUCAGCAAUACCAAAACAUUCGCAUGGUGCUGGCCGGAAAGCGCGGGCUUGAAGUGCUGAAGACACCCAAGCGACAGCAGAUGACAAGGACGAGGCAUGGCCGGACAGACAGUGCGAUCAGUCUCACACCUCAUCGACCCCGCAGUAGCUUUACUCCUACAAAGCCACAGAUCCAUCCGAACGACAUCGAUCCAUACGAUCCGCCCUCCUCGAUCUCUCCGAGAGCGUUUCCCAACGCCAUCGGCCCUACGCCGCGCAGAGAUGGCACGGUACUCGGCAUAUUUGACCUGCUCUCCAAUUCGGGCUCACGGGGGAGUUCUCAAGCGACUCCCUCAAGCAGGAAGAGGAAGAUUGAUGCGCUCUACAGAAAUGAGGACCGUCAUGAAGCAGGGCACACGGAAAUUGCGCAGACCCCGAGCCAAAAACUAAAACAGUCAACCAUCAGCAUAGACGGCGCUCUAGGAGUUGCGACUCCGGGCUCGACUAUGGCCACAGGAAAGCGAAAACACUCCAAGACACCGAUCAGCGAGGGCAAGAAGUUCAUGCUGAAUCAUUUCUUUGCAACCCCCAGCGCAGUCAGGUUUGCCGGCGUGAUUGGUGGUGAUGGUGAGGCGACGCCUCCAGCACAAAGCAAGACCCCCUUGCGCGACUUGGUCCUUGGAACUACUCCGACACAGAACAGGUUCGGGGCUCAGACCAGCGUAAACGACGCAACUCCACCAUAUCUGAAGCGCUCCUUCUCAUUCAAAGAACGGCUUCUCUCCGCCUCCGGAGAUCAAAACUCCGCUUCGAGCACCGCUCGACGGAGUCUUAGCCGUAGUCUGCGGCACGGGAAGUUCGCGCCGAAACCGCUGAGCCAGAUUAUAGCGGAUAGACAACAGUCUCAAAACCAGGAGUCGCAGAACCAAAGAAAUGACGAUGGGGACGAAGACGACCUGGAUGCACUGAGGGAAAUGGAAGCCGGCGAGGUCAACAUCCUUGUUGAAGACAGUCAGUUCCUUGACGAAUCCAAUCAAACACUCGACAAGGGGACUCCAGAAGCAGACCAGCCCGGUCCUGCCUGGAAAAAGAAAGGCCAAAAGAGGACAACGAGACGAGUAAUUAUCCGCCCUGUUAGACUUGAACCAGCAGCGCCAGCGAGGCAGAAUCAGAAGCGAAAGACAAAGAUUAUGGUGCAGGAUGACGAAGAGGAUGAAGAGGCCGACGAAGACAAUAACACCGUUUCUCGCAUCGAGGAGACUCAAUUCGUCGACACACCUCCUGCCAGCGAACCCGAGCUCGAAGAUUCAGACCUGGAUUUCCUCGACUACGACACCGAACCAGAAAAUAAGGCCUAUCAAGGCGAUCCCGAUGAGGAAGACAAUUUCCAAUCUAACGAAGAUGGACCCUCGAGAAUCAAGAAGUCUAGAUCGAAGGCCGACCCCUCGCUCAAAAAGUCAAACUCGAUGCCUGUGGAAGACCCCGCCAGGCAGCUUGGGAAGCCUUCAAAAUCCAAGAAAGCCUCGAAGAAUACGGACGCGAAGGAGGAAAUCGGCCGGAUGAUCAACCCCAAUGCAUACUCGCACAUGAACUUCAAAAGCCUGAAGAUCAAGAACAAGAACUCGAAGGCGAAGGGGAGAGGGAGGUUUGGUCGAGGCAGGAGAUGA
Messenger RNA from Cladophialophora carrionii CBS 160.54, 1818 nucleotides. RefSeq lists its product as uncharacterized. NCBI's taxonomy places the organism in Eukaryota, Fungi, Ascomycota, Eurotiomycetes, Chaetothyriales, Herpotrichiellaceae. Gene Ontology annotation, cellular component: DNA replication preinitiation complex. The coding region runs from base 1 to 1818 and encodes 605 amino acids. The record is from RefSeq and is a predicted model, not a curated record. Gene Ontology annotation, biological process: DNA replication; mitotic DNA replication preinitiation complex assembly; DNA replication initiation. Gene Ontology annotation, molecular function: DNA replication origin binding; single-stranded DNA binding. The transcript has a single exon.